GCAAUAUUCGCCUUUAGUGGUACUUCGCGCUUCUUUCUUGCUGGUUCGUUCGUUUGAUCAGCUAAACGACAACACGACGCGGCAAACACGACCACGUAAACAGCACGUCCCAGCGACGGCGGCACACAUAGAUAGACAGAACGAAAAACCAAACAAUAAUCAGCCGGCUAACGAAACGACGACGGCAAUUGCAAACGCGGUGCAACAGUAGUAAAUACUCCAAAAUGUGGUUAGUUGAUGUGGCGUGUUUUUUAAUUUGACGACGGUGAAUUUUUAUAAACAAUAAAGCUGUUUACGAGCGCCUGACUGCGCAUACGCAUGUUUUUAUCCUUAAAAACUGCAAACAAUAACAAAAUUGUAGGGCAUAUGAAGAUCAUUUGUCAACUAUUUGCUUGCCAAAGUGUUCCUGGAAGUUACUAAAAAAGAAAUUGCAAUAAAAAAUAUAAAGAAAAAAAAAACGUCGGACGAAAAUUAAGCAAUAAAUCAUAAAGACUUCUGCUAAAACUACGUAAUAUAACAACGCAACAAAAACAGUAAUACAACAAAGAGCUAAGCAUGCCUAAUUGCGGUGGAAAGGUCAUAUGCGCAGACGCAACUACUGCGCAAGCGUAGAGGCUGAACAACAACAACUACAUGCGUGCGUUUAGUGGCUAAUAUUUUGUUUUGGUUGACAAUGCGUGGCGUAAAGGUAAAUGCAAUAAGAAGGCACAAGAGAGAGGACACAUGCUUGAUGUUUUUAGUAUUGCACAAAAUAUUGUAAAAUAUGGUGCUGACUUUUGGAAACAAGUUUAAAAAACAUUAAAAUAAUAUGCUAUAUAGAUAUAAUUUAAAAUAGAUAUUUUACAGAGAUAAAAAAUAUAAACAAAACAAUUUAAAAAUACACAAAGAAACAUAUCUUUAAAAAGUAUAAGAAAUAUAAACAAAACUAAUAAAAAAUUUGCAAAAAAACAUAUUUUUAAAAAGUAUAAAAAAAAAAUAUUUAUAUACAAAAUAGUGUCAUAAUUUACUGAGUGCGAAAAUUACUUCAAAAAUAUUAUUACAACAACAGCAAAAGCCGUAACGUCAACCAAAAAUUGGCAGCGUUACAUAUUCGGAUAACUUUUCGGGUAGCUUAACUUAAUUUCCUCCUGCAUUCAAUAUAAGAUCUUUUCAGCAACAAUAACAACAAAACACAAUCUAUCAAAAUGAUGAAUCAGGAUAAUCCUUAUGCGAUGAAUCAGACGUGCAAGGUCUGUGGAGAGCCGGCAGCGGGUUUUCAUUUCGGCGCUUUUACUUGCGAGGGUUGUAAGUCUUUUUUCGGCCGCUCCUACAACAAUCUCUCUUCCAUCAGCGAUUGCAAAAAUAACGGUGAAUGUAUCAUCAACAAGAAGAAUCGCACCGCAUGCAAAGCUUGCCGACUACGCAAAUGCCUGCUCGUCGGCAUGUCGAAGAGUGGCUCACGCUAUGGACGACGCUCGAAUUGGUUCAAGAUACAUUGUCUCCUACAAGAGCAGCAGCAGCAAGCAGCGGCAGCAAUGGCAGCACAUCAUAACAAUCAGCAACAAGCGGCAGUUGCAGCCGCCCACGCAGCGGCACAACAUGGCGGACCACCCCUUAUGCCAGGGCAGAAACCGCCGGCGCCGCACGGCAUGUCGCCGCAUGGACCGCCCAACAGCGCUGCAGCAGCUGCCGCACUUGGCAUGCUGGGCCAUGCAGGCGCCUACCCGGGACUCUAUCCGCCGCGUACAAAGGAGGAAUUGCUCAUGUUGGGACUUGAAGAGUACGCUGCUGCAGCAGCUGCUGCCAAACAUCCUGCCACAGCAUCACCAGCCGUCAGCUCACCCGAUUCGCACAAUUCAGAUAACUCAUUAGAAAUGAGUACGCGCGGUAGCGCUAGUGCCAAUGCGCUGCUACACUUGAGCGCUAAACAUGCCGCCGAAGCGGGCGGUGCGUCGGCGACAGCGCCACCACCACCACAAUUACGCAAAGACUUGCCACAUUUCCUGCCGCUGCCGUUCCCCGGACUCGGUUCAAUGCCAGUCAUGCCACCACCCGCCUUUCUUCCGCCGUCGCACUUGCUCUUUCCCGGCUAUCAUCCAGCGUUGUACUCGCAUCAUCAAGGGCUGCUCAAAACUUCAGCGGAGCACCAACAACAGGCCGCUGCGGCUGCUGCCGCUGUGCAUCAACUAUUCAAUUCCAAUAAUGUGGCGCAAAAUCGUUUUCCACCCGCGAUGCAAGCGGCCAACUCACCAUUGGCAGCUUCUGCUACUGUGCCGCAUAGUAAUAAGCUGGAUGCUUGUAAAGAUACGGAGCGUAUAGCGCAAAGUCCGAAGUGUGGUGAUACGCUCAACAACAAUCAUAUACCCAAUGGCAGCAAGGCGGCGGAGGAGCUGACGAAGCGUUUUUACUUAGACGCGGUGCUUAAGUCGCAGCGAAAUAGUCCGCCGCCGACAACAACGAAAUUGCCCGAACAUCCGAAGCACGAUCACUCCAUCUCCGCUUUGGUGACGCCCAAUUCAGAGAGCGGCCGCGAGCGUUUGCGUAGUCGGCAAAGCAACGACGACGACGAGGAAUGUGACGCAGUGCGACAUUCCACAACUGCUGUUAGUAACGCGCACGCGCUUGUAGGCAAUGGUGGUGACAGUGGCGAGCGCACGGCCAAGGCGCAAAGCGAUAACGAUGAAGAUGACGAUGAGGAACUGGUCGUGUCAAUGACGCCACCGCAUUCGCCUGUGAAUAUUCGCGCGCUCAACAGCGGAGCGGAUAAUGGUACCACUAUGUCUAAUACAGACAGUACUACCAACAACAACCCCACGCCCGCCGCUACACAAACGCCAGCUGUGGCGCCUCUACCGACCGUCUCACCCACAGCGACGAAGCCGUCACAGCAACAGGACAAUCCAAUUGAUUUGAGCAUGAAAACUUGCAGUUCAGUGGCGAGCAGCUCACUAAGCAGCAAAUGCAGCUCAACUGGCUCGGUGCAAGCAACUGACAGCGACAAUGAAAUUGAGUGUAUAGUGGAGCAGGAACAACAGAAGAAUUGUCGGCAACGCAGCAAAAAUGCCGAAGUGCAAAUACAAAACUUUAAGCCGCUUGCGGAGUGCGCGGAAGAAGAGUUACUCCAGGUGGACAUUGACGGCCUGGAUAAACCAAUUGACACAAGGCCACUUAAGUUAUGCGACAGCAACAAAAACAACAAUAAUAAUAAUGACAACAACAACGUUAACAAUAACAGCAGCAAAAGCAAUAAUAGCAACAACAACAAUAAUAACAACAAUAACAAUUCCACGCAUCUCAUCAACUCAAGCGAUAGCGAUGACAGCGUUCUGCAAUUGGACGUUGUGAAGCGUAAAUUACAUCCCGUUAGUAGUAAGUCGUCAGAAAGUGAAGUGCUGAGCGCCAAGCGUCUGAAGUUGAGCGCUGCGGCCACGGCAGUGGAGUGCGCUGCCAAUAUAAAAGCGGGUGUAGUCGAUUGUGUAGACGCAGCGUCUAAGGCAAUAAGUGGCAUGCCAGCAAGUGCAGCGCCACCAACAACAACACCACUGGAUUUAACCACAAAGAUUUAGGUUUUCGGCUUCUAUAAAAAUACAAUAUUUUUUAAAUAAUUUUAAUUUUUUAAUUGUUGUAGAAAAUUUAUAAACUUUUGUUUUAAAACUUUUUAUUAAAAAUAUUCUCGAGAUCACUGAUCAGUUUCUGCACACUUUUCACUUUACUAUAACUAGAUAUUUCAUUUUUGACUUAGAAAUAUUUCUUUUUAACAUCUAAUAAUUCCUGAAAAUUUUUUUUAGUCAUAUGUUGAAUAUUAAAAGUCGUCUAACGAUCACUGAUCUACCGGCAAAGUUUCGAAAUUCUGUAUAAUUUUUCUUGCAAAAGCUAACACCAAUUAGCAGUAAAUUAUCACAUCUUUUCUUCAGACGAUCUUGUGAUCCUACCGUUCAGAACUCAACGAUUACUGCACAUAUAGAUUGUGGACAUAUCCUUUAGAUGAUUAUGUGAUUGUUGAAAAAUGAUAAUCUUAAUGGUCGAUUGCUCUCGAUACUUGCGGUAUUAUAAAGUUACAAAACCAUUUCCCCAACUGUCACUUCAAAUUCAUUAUUCACCUUACUGCAUUCAGUAUUUGUUUAGAAGCGAUCAUCUGUGAUCUCCCACCAAGUGAUUUUCUAAAACGAAAUUGAAACAAAAAUCAUUAUAAAUUAUGGCUAUGUGCUUGUAAAUAUCAUCAGCUGCUAAAAAUACCACAGUCAAGCGCUAAAGUACCGCAAGCGCAUACUAAAACGGGUUCAGUUAUCGAAAGCUUGGUUCAAACAUUCCAUACAUACAAACACACAAGCCAGGGUAAUUAACGAAUUUUUCGGUCAUGUUAUCACUUCAUUGCCAUUAAAAUAAAGAUAUAUUGAAUAUCAACCGAAAAUUGCGAAAUAAGAUAAAAAGAAAUUUGCUUACAAAUAGCCAAAGCACAGCAGUGCCGAGCAAAUGGCGAGCCAAUGGUGAUUUGCAUGCAAUUUUAGCUAAGCGCACAGCAGGCGGGCCAAUCAGUUGGCAGCGCUUCAGCUAGCUGGAGUAUUUGGUCGGGCGCGCAUGUUAUUAUUGAGCUGUGUAACUGCACCGUUUUGUUGGAAUUAAUUUGUGAGUGUAAAUAAAUAUGUAUACAAAAAAUAUAUUUAUGUAAUAUUCUACUGAAAUUUUCUAUAAUUUGCUGAUUUUAUAUUGCUGCUCCAUUCGUUUGGCGCUAAUGUCACUGCUGUUAUAAUUCCUGAUUUUAUGGCAUAACAAAAUAAUAAAUUAUUUAUGGCGUUCGCAAUAAAUAAAAACUCUUAAUGCUAUUUUGCAAAGCAGUUGACUUUUUACGUUGACAAAAGCAGCAGCUGAAGUGGUGAUAAAAUAGUCACAAAAAUAUUUCAGGCAGUUUACUAAGCAGUUUAUUGAGUAGUGACAAAUACUUUUGGUCCAACAAAUGUGUCAUAAAUGUAUUUAUAUAGGAAUGACACAAAAAUACGAAUGGCCAAUUAGAUGGCGCACCACAAGAGAAUUAAAAUGGAGCAUAUUAGCUUAACAUCUUACCACUAAAAUUGAAAUAGAUUGUGGAAAAAUGCUAGAAUUCAGGUGAAUGCUAAUAAUUUGGAAUGUUUGAAAAUUAUUGCUGUCUUGGUUCUCACUCGUUAGCAGUUUAAUGAGACUAUUUAAUACAUUUAUGUACUUAUGUAUCUGCUUAGCCGGCGUGGCGUAUGAGUGUUCUAUGAAAAAUAUACUUCAGAUUAAUUAUAUUUAAUAAAGAUAAUCUCACAUUCCCAAAUAUAUUAAUACAGGCGGCAGAUUUUUGUAUGUUGCCAGAUGUUACUGAAAUUCCUUUUUGAAAACCUUUAACAUAUUUUUCCGUCUCUUAUGGUUAUUUAAGACAAGAAGGCCAAAUUUUCGUUAUUACAUAUUAAAAUUUUCUGAAGUAUCGGUAAUUGAUGUUUUCAAAACUAGAGAAUGUUAAAUAAGUACCUAGAAAAUUUUUAUCAAUAAUUCGUGGCAAAUUUUGGAAUACGUUUAACAAAUGUUUAAACUUGCUUAAACAUUUCUAAUACAUUCAAGAAAAUAUUUAAAAAAGUUUAAAAACAUUUAGACAAUUUUAAAAUAUUUUUUUUUUACAUUUUUUUUUUUUUAAUUUAAAAAACUUUUUAAAAAAAUUUA
Bactrocera oleae (olive fruit fly) is the source of this 5655-nucleotide messenger RNA. It is a transcript of the gene knrl, whose product is annotated as knirps-like. Gene Ontology annotation, molecular function: nuclear receptor activity; estrogen response element binding; zinc ion binding. Lineage: Eukaryota; Metazoa; Arthropoda; Insecta; Diptera; Tephritidae. Gene Ontology annotation, cellular component: nucleus; chromatin. The record is from RefSeq and is a predicted model, not a curated record. Gene Ontology annotation, biological process: regulation of transcription by RNA polymerase II.